UGCACGAUCUGCGCUAGAUGAGAAAGCUUCGCUGAUGAAUGUUUCAUGCGUGUGGCUAUGGAUCAGAGCUUUUGCUGAUCGCACUGCGCAUGCCCGCUACGUGAUAUCGAGAUCUAGCCUGCUACUAAACAUUCGCCGCGUUGUGUUGCACGAGAAGCGAGUCCGCGUAACAAUCCCCUCACAUCUGUUCGAGUUUUCCAGUGCCAGAAUGUCCGAAACGGAGGCAAAACCCCAAACAGAGGAGCAGAAGGAAGGCGAGGCCCCUGCCGAGGCCGGAGAGGAACAGAAGGAGGAGCCGACGGAAGGUACGGGGGAGACCGGAGCGGAGGGGGAGACGGCGAAGGAUGAGGGUGGGGCCGAUGAGCAGGCAGUGAGUCCUGAAACCGAGGAGGCUAAACCCGCCGCAACUCAGGAUGCAGCUCCGCCGAUCCUCGAAGCCCCCCAAGAAAACCCUUUCUCUGAGGACGAUCUGGAGCAAGUCCUGCAACUCGAGGCCAGCGAGGGGGAGGACAAAGGAUGGGAGAAAUCCAAGAAGAUCAAAGGGGUGACAGUCUUCAAGAAACCGGAGAAAAACGGCGUGCCUUUAAUCAAGGCAUAUAUGGAGUUCAACGGUAUCCCAUGCGAUAAAGUUCUUGAGUUUUUCACGGACGCAGAGCUCAGGAAGAAGUGGAGCCGGAAGACGCCUAACUACGAGAUCCUAGAGGACAGGGAUGACUUUAAGAUUGUCUAUACCGUGAUCAAAAUGCCGAUGGCCUGUGACGAUCGGGACAUCGUGCAGUGCAUGCAGGUGCGUUCAGACGAGGAACAGAAUCGUCACGUGAUCUUGUACAAGAGCUGCAACCACCCUAACAAACCCCCAGCCAAAGGGACCAUCAGAGCUGAUGUUGGGAUAAUGGGAUUGGUUAUCAGGCCUAAAGAUGGCGACGACACGUCGACGAGGGUCACGUGGCUCAGUCAGAUCGGUCUGAAGGGCUGGGCCUUGAAGAUGAUCGUCAACAGAGUGACUGUUGGAUAUCCAGUCUCGCUUUGUGAUGACCUGCAGCAGUACUGGAAGAAGACCACAGCCCCCAAGGAACCAGAGAAGAAGGAAGAGAAUGAGACGCCAAAGGAGGAAAAGACAGAGGAAAACCCAGAGUCCAAGCCAGAGGAAGGUAAAACAGAAGAGGCAGCAGGUGAGAAUAACGAUGCCCCAGUUGAGAACAACGUUGCUGCAGCCGCGCCAAUCACAGCCGAGGGUGAAGACAUCCCAGCUGCCGACGCAGAAGAGAAGCCAGAAGAGAAGGCGGCAGAGGAGGCGUAGACUGGUAGAUAGGUAGAACCAAGCAGCGUAGUAUACGGGGGAUUGGGGUCUAGACAAAGAACAUGUGAAAUGUCCCUUUGAUGGAUGCGAAGUACGGGCACAGCUCAUGCAUCAAUUUGGAUAAAUUUCACUAACUAUUGAGCGUAGUAUGUAGUCACGAUGGGUCCAACAAUUUUAUCAUUGAUUUUGAAGUCACCAAUGAGCUCUUGGAACUAAGGUACGCAAGAAUCGAAACAAAAAUCCCUCUGGGAAUUAAAAAAAAAAUAUAAUAGUUAUCUCGCUUUCUGGAUCCAAUUUCAUACAGCUGUGUACUAGCCAAUUUAUUUGCAGGGAACCAACCAAAAGCAGUAUAGCCUUGUGCAAUUUGGCUGGUAAUAUUUCCUGUUAUUGAAGAAGUGCGCAGAAAACUUCUGCGCAAAGCGGCUUUAUGAAACUGAUUGGUCCUUGGUUACGAGGCUGCGAUUGGUACCAGGUAAUAUACAUGUACAAUGUUUAAGAGUUGAAACCAGUGAAAGGUCACCUAAAGACUGAAAGGUCACUUAAAGAGGUUAAAACUAAAGAGGUCACAUAAAGAGGUGCAAAGGUCGUCAAGAAGUGGAGAGCAUUGUGUAUUUUUUCUGUACAAGUUCAAAUUGGCAGAUGAUAUAUUAAAAUAAUUGAAAAAAUAAGCAUUACUGUGUCCGCCAUUAGUGUCAAAGUGACAAUGUUGACUGUAUAAAUAUAGAAGUAGCUGUAAGAGUAGUAUAUAUCAAAAUUACGCAUAAUUUGCAUACUUUUUGCAAGUUGAAAAAUUCAAUGUUAUUCCCAAUACAAUAUGUCGUGGCCUUUAUUUUCAAUUGAAUAAAUAUUGAAAAAAAUAUUGAAACGUUGUUAAACGUGGCUUGAAUGUAAUAUUGGUAUUACAAAGUGCUGUCAUUCAAUGCAUGUGUAGUUGAUGUCUUAAUACUAAUAAUGAUAAAUAUCGGAUGUAUAAAAUUAGGCCUGAGUGAAUGUGCCCAAUAUUGUGUGCUUGUAAAAGGAUAUUCGUUCGUGUCAUGAAUGCUCCAAACCCCGCGUAACUGAGCUUACUGAAACUCCGCUGAUAUCAUCUUUAUGUGUCAUUGUAUAAAUACGUAUGAGGUAGUGUUGUACAAAAAAUAAUAUUGACAAAAAAUAUCAUGACAUAAUACCUGAAGUAUCAUCUAUUCGUUUGGUAGAAAUUGCAUCUUCGUGAAAAUCUAAACAAAAAAUCUGGUGCCUGUGCGUUUAUAACCGUGAGGUUUACGACGAAUAUAUCAUUUAUACAUUAGUUGUUAUGGGAAGUAUUGCAAGAAUAUACAAAGCAGUAGGUACUAGUAAAUAGUUCUACUUUCGAAUACUUUUCCGAAGUGAUACUGAUAUAUAAUUUAUUAUUUAAAAAAAAUAAAUGUAGCCUGAUCUGCGUGUUUUGCUUUGAUGCAAUCAAUAUUUACAUGAAAUAGACUUAAACGUUUCGUGCAUUAUAGUUGUAACUUUAUGGAUGCCUUGAUACGCAAUUCAAUGGGAUAUUCAUCUAUUUCCCACUAUGUUGUUCAGUAAAGAGGGCACUAAAUGGCAUUAUAGCCUACUAUUAUUUUGGCAUGUUAGGUCUGAUAUUUAUGUGACUGCCAAGUAGUUCGUUUAGGCCUGUAGAGUAGUUCAAAAGAUGAAAAAAAUUAGAGUAGUUUUCUCGAAACAUCAAUUUCAUUUUAUGCUGGAGAAUCGCUAUCUUCAUAAUAGGUACCGUUACUUGAUGAUACAAUAACAGUGCGUCAGGAAACCAGAUCUUUUUACGCUCAUAUGAUAUUUGGUGCCUAGUUAGCCUGGUCCCCUUCAUAAACGUCACUUCGUUCUCAACAGUGCCAUAAAACAGCCUGGUAAAUACUACUUAUAACCCCUGGGUACGGUCGUGUGGUAUUAAACCAAGAUGGUUUACUUAAACAUGAUAUUCGCACUUGUGAUUGGUCAAUAGAAUUAAUAGUCCAAUAUAGAUAACAUAAAGAGAUAUAUAAUAGUGGAUGCCAUUGAAGGCCUAGAAUUUGUAAAAUCUAAAGGGUGCUGCCAUGAAACAUGACUGAAACAAAGGCUAACAAUUGAAAUAUUGUAUAUUAUUUGUUCAUUUUUUUUGCAUGUUUAUCACUAUAGAUUUUAUAAAGAGUUUAAGAACAAAGUAUUCUGCGGUUCUACACCCACUUGUAAGAUAUUUCCUAUUUAUUUUGAAUUAUAUUUAACUUUAAAACUAGAUGUUAGUCCGGAUUUACUUUUAUCAUCUUCUAUAAUCGUCGAUAAACUACAUCAACUGGACUUGUUGUACCUCUGUCUUGAAUUCCGUAUUUUCAUUGGCCUAGAACGAUCUCGUGUUAAGUUUAUGAAAAGUCAUGGCACACUUCCUGUGGAAUAUCACGUACUUUGGCUUUGUGCGUACGGUGUGAAACGCUUGUAUCGUUGGUACCCACGCUAUUUUCACCAUGAGUGGGAGCAGCAAACUAGCAGACGAUCAGCUGUUUCGAGCACGCGACAUGCAUGUGAGUUGACGUUCAAUUGUCAUCACGAUUGUCGUGUUUACUGCUGUUUGUUUUCGUAAUUUUUACGUCCAAAGAAUCCAAGACAGAGGUAUAUAACAAAACAAGUGUUGACUGUUGUGAGUGGGAAUUGACGUUUUGAACACCCUCAGGGCGUAAAGCACCCGAGGCUUCGCCUCGGGUGCUAUGCGCCCCUGAAGUGUUCAAAACGUAAUGUCCCACAACACAGCAGUCAACGAUUGUUAAAUGUAACAUUAUCAACAUCCAUUUUCAUCAAAGCCAAGGUAUAUGACAUGUUUUGUAACGAAACAAAUAGGUGAUAUGAUCAAGAAACGGGAAAUAAUAUAAUAAGAUGUGGUCGUUUUGCAAUGUCAAAAAAAGAACAUGGUUUUUUUUUUUUUUAUAGAUUUGGUCAGUGUUGACUUUUUCCCUUUUAUGCUGGAGCGUCAACUAAUGUCUAACAAUGACGUCAUGUGUUAUGAGAUUAUGUUAGGUUUCUUGUAGCAAACGGAAUGAUUAAGUAAACUACACAAUUUGCGGUUCGUGUCAACAUGCAGUAUUCCUAAAACCUUGAAGAGUUUCAGAAUGAGUCUUGUCUUUUUUAUUUUAAACAUUUUUUAAAUGCGUACAUCCCGGAGUAGUUCGAAUGUUUAAAGUCCCUUCAUAGGUUGUUGUACCCUAGUCCCUAGGUAAUUCUACAAAACAAAUAAUAGUCAUUCAGUAAUCCUACAAAACAAAUAUAGUCAUUUCAGUAAUCGGUAUUAUUUUAGUGUUAACAAUCGUCGUGUUUUGCAUGUCAUCUUAAAAGGCUUCCAUUAUUAUUUUAUGAAUCUUUUGAGUAUAUUUUUUACGCUUUUUCAGUGACCUCUUUUUACAUACAUUCCUUAGCCAUUAUUUUGUCUUGAUAAACAUAGAUCGCUAUUAAACAUGCUUCACCCAAGUAAGUAUAUCCCGGAGUAGUCAAGAAUAUAAAAGCAAGUGUAUUAAUAUUA
Patiria miniata (bat star) is the source of this 4811-nucleotide messenger RNA. RefSeq names its product steroidogenic acute regulatory protein, mitochondrial-like. Lineage: Eukaryota; Metazoa; Echinodermata; Asteroidea; Valvatida; Asterinidae. The transcript is spliced from 7 exons. The record is from RefSeq and is a predicted model, not a curated record. The coding region runs from base 35 to 1300 and encodes 421 amino acids. Gene Ontology annotation, molecular function: lipid binding.